Molecule: messenger RNA, 891 nt
Organism: Triticum aestivum (bread wheat)
Lineage: Eukaryota; Viridiplantae; Streptophyta; Magnoliopsida; Poales; Poaceae
Product: photosystem II reaction center PSB28 protein, chloroplastic
Exons: 2
Coding region: 18-686 (222 amino acids)
Biological process (GO): photosynthesis
Cellular component (GO): photosystem II oxygen evolving complex; photosystem II; chloroplast thylakoid membrane
Source: RefSeq, a predicted model, not a curated record
GAUCGCCAGAGGUAGUGAUGGAUGGCUGUGGUUGGAACACGGGGCCACCCAAUCGCUCCUGCCAUCAUCUCCCUCCUCUGCACCACUCAAAACCACACCCCCUUCCAUCCUCCCUCUGCGCCAGCCUCCCUCUCUUCCUCGCCCAGCCGGCCAUGGAAGCUCUGGCCGUCGCCUCGCCGGUCGCGGCGCGGCCGCAGCCCCGCCGACGAUGCCUCGCCGCAGGUUCAUCGUGCCAGAGGAGGACGAGCACCUCCUUCAGCGGCGUCACGGUGCAGCUGCAGAAGCCAUUGCACCCAACGACCAGUUCCCGGCGAUCGUCGUCGGUGGUGGCGAUGGCGAUGACGUCGCGGCCGUCGAUCCAGUUCAUCCAGGGCACGGACGAGCAGACGAUCCCGGACGUGCGGCUGACCAAGUCCCGGGACGGCAGCAACGGCGUGGCCAUCUUCACCUUCGACCAGCCGUCGGUGUUCGACUCGUCGGCGGAGCUGGGCGACAUCACGGGGUUCUACAUGAUCGACGAGGAGGGCACGCUGAGCUCCGUGGACGUCAGCGCCAAGUUCGUCAACGGCAAGCCGGCGGCCGUGGAGGCCAAGUACGUGAUGCGCACCCCCAGGGACUGGGACCGCUUCAUGCGCUUCAUGGAGCGCUACUCCCAGGCCAACGGCCUCCAGUUCCUCAAGAAGUAGCCAUCUUCAUCCAUCCAGUCCAUCAUCAUCAUCCAUGAAUGCAUCUUUGAUUCUUCUUCUUCUACUCAUUUUUGUUUCAUGGAUUCCUGACAGAAACUAGCUGCUAUAUAUAGCUGCAUUGAGUUCAGUCAUCACUGUGACUGUUGAUUUGUGUGCUCUGUGACUGCGUACCUUGUUCAUUAAGCAUGAGAUGCUUGAUUCUUCA